CCUUGAGAAAUUACGGCGGGUUGUCCUGCAAUACCCUUCCAAACUACGACCUAAUUGUCAAUUUGUUUUCUAGGCUUGAUAUUAUACAUUACACUGCUCAGACCAAGGAUUACUUAAUCCAGCUCCGUUCGGGUAGCUGUGACGUCGCCGUGAGAGGUGUCUCCUCCUCAAUCUAACACCCGUGGCAGGCCUAAGCCGAAUUGUGUCCAAUAUGGCGGCCAUACAGACCACAUUGAUCUGGAUCGCGUAUGUAGUUGCUGUUGUACUUCUGAUGGCAAUCGCAUCCAUUUUUGUUUUCAUUUACCAAACCCCGAGGGAUCGGUCUGCAUCAGUAACUACCGUAUGCAUCUUCACACUGAGCGCGUUGUUAGCUACGAUUCUUCUGCUCCCGGUCGACAUAGCGUUAGUAUCUUCCACUACGUCUUCAAAAUGGGGCAACAAGAAGGACUGGGCGACACCAAACAGGGUUGAUAACAUUGUUUACACCCUGAAAAUCGUCUACUAUACACUUUAUUCUCUAGAUGCCCUACUCUGCUUGAUCGUGGUACCUUUCACGUACUUCUGGUAUGAGGAAUACGAUGAAGUCGCGGCGGAGGAGGGCAAUCAAAGCUUUGGACAAAGACUGUGGGGUGCGCUGAAAUAUACCAUAACGUUUAUCCUACUAGUCGUCAUCCUUUUCCUAGUUGGGUUUUUCGUCCCAGUGGCCAGAAAUCGAAAGGGCGAGCAUUUUGACCUGGAUUAUUUCAAAAACUUAUUGGCAGAGAACCACGGGGAGCGCGCCCUGACCUUUGCGCUCGGGCUUCUGAUCACCAUUGGAACGUUUAUCUAUAUCCUGUAUACAGGUGCCGGUACUGCACUGCUUCCCAUCAGCUUGAUAAAAUCUGCACCGUCAAUAUCAGCUCCCACGCUGGCUGCAAACACAGCCUCAGAACUAGAACGAAAUCGAGAGCGCCAACGGCAGUUGGAGGGCCGUAAUGCCGGGCGACAAAAUGGACUCGAUGCAAAAGAUCGGAGAGAAUUAGAAGCUUUGGUCCGUGAGGAGAGAACGCUCGUCCGACGGGAGCGAUUGGCUGCCGAAGCAAGCGGUGAAGGACGAAGCUGGCUGGUCAGAGCCUGGGUGAAGCUCGAAGCAGUCUUCAGGCCGGUAAAGCUACUUGGUGGUGUUCUGCUUGUGCUGAUCUCGGUUAUUGUUUGGGUUUCUAUGCUCAUUACAGGCAUCGACAAGGCCAAAAACUCCAUAUGCAAACGCCACUGCGGAUACGUUUUGGGACAUAUCAACAUUUUCCAGCCUAUUAACUGGAUUUUUGUCCAGUCCUCGAAAGUAUUUCCAGUGGACUAUAUCAUCGUGGCGCUACUGGUUCUUUUCUUCUUUGCAAGCUCCGUCGUGGGCAUUGCAAGCAUCGGUAUCCGCUUUUUGUGGGUUACAAUUUUUCAGAUCCGAAAGGGCCAUACGUCACCCCAAGCGCUUCUUAUGGCAACUGUCAUGCUGACCCUGAUGGGUUUGGCCAUUAAUUAUUCUCUCGUCAUGAUGGUUGCACCUCAGUAUGCCACAUUCGGCCCUCAGACGUUCUGUGACAAAGCACCAAGGCACCCGGGGGAGCAGCCCGAUUGUACUAAUCACAGAAGUCUGAUACGCCCCUGCUCAGAGGUGUCCGACAACCCUGCUGCGAAGGAUGUCUGCACUCCAAGCGUAGUCAGCACAUUCCUCAAUCGCAUGACCCUAAACUUCCCUUUCUUUGGAGGCGUCGACUUCUGGGCCCAAUUUGCUUUCUUAGGGAUUUUCUUGAUUGUAUUCGUCACGGCUCUCAUUCGCACACCCAAAAUAAACCAGGCACAACUCGACCAAGACGCAGAGGAGGACGAGGAGGAAGGCCUUCUUGCGAGCACCACCAGAAGGUUUGGUGCUACCUGGCAGGACAUCACUGGCCGGGCGAGAAGGACGGGUGGUCAGACGAAUGGCGCUGGAACCAGCAACCAUGACGACUUGAACAGCGACUGAAGAGGAUUGCAUGCCGCGAACCUGAAGAGGGGAACCAGCUCUGCCUGCCCUGAAUUCCCGAAAAUGCCUAUUCACAUCAUUUUCCAUGUAUUUUGCCGUUAUUCCAGCGUUAUUCCCUCUGAAAUUUGCACGAUACUGCCCGCUUUGAUAUCUUCCACGAGGAAAUUUGUCGUAUAAUCUUGCAAAUAUAAAUUGAAACGCU
Messenger RNA from Xylona heveae TC161, 2201 nucleotides. Its product is annotated as putative lysosomal cobalamin transporter. The record is from RefSeq and is a predicted model, not a curated record. Lineage: Eukaryota; Fungi; Ascomycota; Xylonomycetes; Xylonales; Xylonaceae. Gene Ontology annotation, biological process: protein localization to vacuole. Bases 212 to 1999 code for a protein of 595 amino acids. The transcript has 3 exons. Gene Ontology annotation, cellular component: vacuolar membrane.